UUUGCUUCACUUUCUUGCAGCUUUCCUCCCUAUCUCCACCCAUCCCUCCAAAACCAAAAAGGAACAAUCCCCUCUUUCCCUCCUUCUAUAUAAUCUCAUCUUGUAGUAUAUCCUCAUCUAUCUCCCUCACAGUUAUCUAGUUCGGGCUGUUCCGGGAUCGGUCGGUGUGUUCCUUGGUUCUUGCAGCAGCCUGUUGUGUGUCGAUUGGGUGUCUUGGGAAUUAAGUUGGCUUAGCUUGCUUGUGUUGUGGAGUGAUAUGGAAGAGUCUGUGGUGGUGAACAAGGAGGAGGACCUGGUCGAUCUGCCUCCCGGGUUCCGGUUCCACCCAACCGACGAGGAGAUUAUAACUCACUACCUCACCCCGAAGGUCCUUAACACCAGCUUCAGCGCGUGUGCGAUCGGAGAGGUCGAUCUUAACAAGUGCGAACCUUGGGAUUUGCCUAUGAGGGCAAAGAUGGGGGAGAAGGAAUGGUACUUCUUCUGCCAGAGGGACCGGAAGUACCCGACCGGAACGAGGACGAACCGGGCGACUGAGUCGGGGUAUUGGAAGGCCACGGGGAAGGACAGGGAGAUCUACAAGGGGAAGGGCCGGCUCGUGGGAAUGAAGAAGACGCUCGUGUUCUACCGCGGAAGAGCCCCCAAGGGCGAGAAGACCAACUGGGUAAUGCACGAGUUCCGGCUCGAGGGCAAGUUCUACUACAAUCUCCCCAGAGCUUCCAAGGAUGAUUGGGUUGUGUGUAGGGUUUUCCACAAGAACACGGGGUUGAAGAAAGCUCCAUUAGUUCCCGGUGGAGGCUUGGCCAGAUCGAAUUCUUACAUAGAUGAUGACAUGUUGGAUUACUGUUCGACUUCGCCCCCACCUCUAAUUGACCCAACUUGCUCAAGCGGGCCUACGAGCUCGGGCUUCACUGAUGCUAUCAAGGAUAAUGAAUUCAAGUUCAAGGGCAUGGGCAAUACGAUCAAUUUAUCUUCCUCAUCUUCGAUGCCACAAUCAUUGGAUGGGAAUUACUUCUACUUCCCACCCAGAAGUACUGAAUUGCAAGAUCAGAUGGUUUAUCACAACAACAACUACUCGCAGAUGAUGUCGAUGAUGUUGAUGAACCCGAUCAGCUCCUACCAAGGGUCGGGAUCGAUUAACCCGGGAUUGUUGCACCGGGGACAAAUGGGCGGGCAGAACUGUAAGGUGGAGCAAUUCUCUUCUAAGCAUGACUACUCAAUGGUCAGCCUCUCUCAGGACACCAGCCUCAGCACUGAUGUCAACACCACCGCCGAGAUAUCGUCUUCGAAGCAAGAGAACCUCGGAUUAACCAGCAACAAUAACAACAUUGAGGACAUCUCAGAUGUCGCCUGCCUAUGGGACUUCUGACGGUGAAGAAUCGGUCAGUCGAUGUAUUUAAUUCUAGUGGUCAGUAAUAUAGGAUUAACCAAUCAGUUUGGAGUUGCAUUCGGUUUAUCGUUCAUGAUUUAGUUGACCUAUUAUAUUGUACAGAUAAUCAUAGUCGAUUCGUGUUGAAGAUGUUCUUAGGUUUCAUGUGAUGUGAAUCGUACCCGUUGAUAGAUAUAGCCAGGAAGAUUAUUAUAUGUAGAUGAAUUAUGAUUAUGUGAAUGUAUACAUGAAUUUGGCCUGGAUUUCUAUUUAAUAAUAGUAGGCGGCCAUGUAUAGUCAUGAGCUGUUUUCUGAUUAA
This is a messenger RNA of Punica granatum (pomegranate), 1685 nucleotides long. Lineage: Eukaryota; Viridiplantae; Streptophyta; Magnoliopsida; Myrtales; Lythraceae. The record is from RefSeq and is a predicted model, not a curated record.